CGAGGGCUUGCUCACUCGCGCGCCGCAGUCAUCAUGCUUCGGUUGAGACAGAUCUUAAUAAUCUGCGCCAGCUGUUUGGUCCUGCUGGCUUCGGCGAGGCCUGACAGCGCUGGCAAUCCACCCUUGCCUGGACCUGGACUGUCAUACGGCGGCAUUCCCUACGGCAGCAUGAGCGGCAACGUAGCCGAGUACUUCAGACGACAGGCGCCAUCUGGCGUGCGAGCACGGAACCUCGCGCCGCACGGCGCAGGAGACGUCGACUUUACUCCGAUUGAGCAGUGGCUGUGAUAGAUGGCGCUAGGUGCAACCAGUUAGUUCUGGUGAAGACUGUAUGGUGGCGCUUAUAUUUGAUAGAUUGAAGAGUUACGGAGAAAGGCUUCAAGGCUUUUUUCUCAAUUAUUGUUCUGUAAAUAUAUGAGCAGUGAUAGGUGUAAUAUAAAAUAAAUUAUCAAGUCAUUAUUUUCAAGUAAUCAACUGAAUUUUGAAUGUAGAGCUCUGAGUGAGAUAUUUGAGUCCUUCAAGUGAUUUAUGGUACAAAAUAAAAUUAAGU
Messenger RNA from Ostrinia furnacalis (Asian corn borer), 550 nucleotides. RefSeq lists its product as uncharacterized. Lineage: Eukaryota; Metazoa; Arthropoda; Insecta; Lepidoptera; Crambidae. The transcript is spliced from 3 exons. The record is from RefSeq and is a predicted model, not a curated record. Bases 34 to 288 code for a protein of 84 amino acids.